UCCUGAUGACGGACCCGGAUGUAUUUGUGUUUGUUUUCUAACAGUUUUUAUUCCUAUUGUGUUAUUAGGAUAAUUAUUCCAUUAAAAAAAACAAAGAAAGCGCAGAGUUUGGUGUAAGAUGAUCCCUGGUCAAACACAGUUGUAAUCUUUUUAAACACGUGUGUUUUGAGUUUCAGCUCUCGGUCUUUGCUCUUUUAUGCAAAUAUUAAAAAAAAACCCGAUGAAUUUACCCGGAAGUUGCAGUGUAACAGAAAACAAGCUCGCGCGCUGCAGUUCCUCUUUAUCGCUCCGGUGCGGCUGAAUGAGGCGCAGCUCCCGAAGCCCUGAUCCGCAUUUCACUGCGCUGGAACCCGCGAUCUGCACACCUCACAGAAAUCAUGGGUUGUAAAAAAUCCAAGCUGGACAAUGAGCAGAGUGGAGGUGCGUUUGGUGUGAAGAAGCGCGAGCCUGUGCAGCCUGAAAAAACGGUAUAUGUGAGAGAUCCAACCUCCUCCUCCUCUAAACCCCGCACUACAAAUAGUUCUCCUCCAUCAGGACUCCUACCCGGACAGAGAUUCCAGCAGAUGGAAGAGCAACAUGAUUCCGGCAAAAUCGUCGUCGCUCUGUACCCGUACGAAGCCAUCCAUCCGGACGAUCUGGGAUUUAAAAAAGGGGAACAAAUGAAGGUUCUUGAAGAACAUGGCGAAUGGUGGAAAGCCAAAUCUCUGAGCACAAGGAAAGAAGGCUUUAUCCCGUCCAAUUACGUCGCCCAGGCAAACACCAUGGAGACGGAGGAAUGGUUUUUCAAAGAAAUCACCAGAAAGGAUGCAGAAAGACAACUUCUAGCCCCCGCUAACAAACCUGGUUCCUACCUCAUCCGAGAGAGCGAGACGUCCAAAGGAAGUUACUCGCUGUCCAUCCGAGACGUGGGUCCUCAGGGUACAGACAUUGUAAAACAUUACAAAAUCCGGAGUCUGGACAACGGUGGCUACUAUAUAUCCCCCAAAAUCACCUUCCCGGAUAUUGUGAAAAUGAUUCAUCAUUACCACAAGCAAUCAGAUGGACUGUGUCGUAAACUCGAGAAGCCGUGUGAGAAGCCGAAAGCACAGAAACCAUGGGAUAAGGAUGCAUGGGAGAUCUCGAAAGAGUCCAUCAAGAUGGUGAAGAAGCUCGGAGCUGGGCAGUUCGGAGAGGUGUGGAUGGCGUAUUACAACAACAGCACGAAGGUGGCGGUGAAGACGCUGAAGCCUGGCACCAUGUCAGUCGAGGCUUUUCUGGAGGAAGCGAACUUGAUGAAGACGCUUCAGCACGACCGGCUCGUCCGUCUGUACGCCGUCGUCACCAAAAUCGAACCCAUCUACAUCAUCACCGAGUUCAUGGCUAAUGGCAGUUUGUUGGAUUUCCUGAAAAGCAGCUCCGGCUCCAGUUUACAGCUUCCCAAACUGAUCGAUUUCUCCGCCCAGAUUGCAGAAGGUAUGGCCUACAUCGAGAAGAAGAAUUACAUCCAUCGAGACCUCAGAGCUGCCAAUGUGCUGGUGUCUGAGAGCCUGCUGUGUAAAAUCGCAGACUUCGGCUUGGCCAGAGUUAUCGAGGACGACCAGUACACAGCCAGAGAAGGAGCAAAGUUCCCCAUCAAGUGGACGGCCCCGGAGGCUAUAAAUUACGGCUCUUUCACCAUUAAGUCUGACAUGUGGUCCUUUGGGAUUCUCAUCUAUGAAAUUAUCACCUACGGGAAAAUCCCUUAUCCAGGAAUGAGCAACAGUGAAGUCAUGACGUCUGUGCAGCGUGGCUACCGCAUGCCCCGGCCUGAAAACUGUCCCACCGAACUGUAUGAAAUCAUGAACACCUGCUGGAAAAAUAAACCCGAAGACCGACCCACCUUUGACUACAUGCAGAGCGUGCUGGACGACUUCUACACGGCCACCGAGGGCCAGUACCAGCAGCAGCCAUGAGCCACGUCCCUGCGCUUCCCGUGUGCGCCGACUGCACCCACAUUAUUUAUACUGCUAGUAGCCAUGCACUGGGAAGAAAUCAUGUAUACAUGUAAAUAGGGAUCUUUUUAUUGUUUUUGCGUCCACCAACUUGCUUACGUUUCAGCAAGAUGAAUCUGCUUCUUCAAAUUGAAGUUUUAUGUGCUUGCCUGUAAAAAUGGAGGACUGUUGUUUAAAGGAAUAUUUGUAUUAAUUAUGAAUAAUUACACAUAAAGAAAACCAGCAUUUGUGAUACUUUUGUGAUACUAUAAUCCAGUGUUGCUUCAUUAACCAGAAUUAUGAUUGCAAAUUGUAUUAUGGACUUCAUUACUAUUCAUUUUCAAUCUAUUUACUCAAUACAGUGCAUAACUGGUCUUUGGGUAUCAAUAAUAAUGCUAAUGAUUAAUGUGUGUGAAACUGUAGCUGCGAGUGACAUCAUUCGACUCCUAAUGUUUUUACUUUACAUUUUUCUUCUCCUGUUUAGUAGGCAAUACUGUAUAUAUAUAUAUAUAUAUAUAUAUAUAUAUAUAUAUAUAUAUAUAUAUAUAUAUAUAUAUAUAUAUAUAUAUAUAUAUAUAUAUAUAUAAUUUGUCACUCUGUUAAAAUAGAGCGGUCACAGCAUCGACACGUGACUUCCAUCCCUUAUGACAUUUAUGUAUUACUCAUUUAUGUUCAUUUAUGUAUUGGAAAUAUAAGAAAAACCCACAUCCCUAAUGAUCAGAAUAUUUUUAUCCAGUUUAGAUCCAAAAAAACGGAAAUUUCUCAAAUGAGUCACAUGAUGAAAUUGACUCCCUGCAACAGGAUGGAAUUCCCAACACUACCUGCUACACAAUCCCAUGUUCCAGUACGUGUGUAUUUAACCUGAUGACUGAUCCAUUUCCCUUCACUUACCAUCUAAUUUGGAAGAUUAAUUUAUUCUCGAGUUAUAAAUGAAAGAAGAGAGAUGGAGUCGAAUAACUGUUCAGCUCAGCAGUAAAACUAAACCAGGAUGUGAUCUGAUCCUACUUCAUUUCAAUAUCAGUAUCAAUACAAUAAUAAAUCACUUGUAAAUGUUAAAUUAUAAAUAUUUAUCAUACAUAAUCUAUACAGCAGUGGCCAUGGUUCCACAUCUCAGCUGAGCUUUCUGGGUUUUUAUAAACGUAUAAAUGUAUUACAACAUUAUUCGCUUUUAAAAACUCUACUUAUUGUAUUAUCUUCAAGGGAAAGUGUAAAGUGUGUAAUAUAAAGUACAUGGUUUUAGAUGCACUGAGGUUUGAGCCGAAUCACAGGGACACAUGGGUCCUGCAAUAACAGUGAAAAUAUCAACUUUUGAAGGACGACAGAUGAUCAAGUUGUAAUCCUGAUAUUGAAUUCACUGCAGGUGCUGUGUUGUUGUUGUUGUUGUUGUUGUUGUUCAGUUGUGAUUCAAUCUUCUUCUUUGCCAAGUUUAAAUAUUGUUUAUAAGAUUGUUUGCUGUACAUACAUUCACCUUGUAUAAUAAUGACACCUUUGCCUGCUGUUUUAAUAUGAAUGCAAUGUAAAUUUCAAACUUUUUAAAAUAAACUUUAAAAUGUG
Molecule: messenger RNA, 3503 nt
Organism: Silurus meridionalis
Lineage: Eukaryota; Metazoa; Chordata; Actinopteri; Siluriformes; Siluridae
Gene: lyn
Product: LYN proto-oncogene, Src family tyrosine kinase
Exons: 13
Coding region: 378-1931 (517 amino acids)
Biological process (GO): protein phosphorylation; innate immune response; cell differentiation
Cellular component (GO): extrinsic component of cytoplasmic side of plasma membrane
Molecular function (GO): ATP binding; non-membrane spanning protein tyrosine kinase activity; signaling receptor binding
Source: RefSeq, a predicted model, not a curated record